Molecule: messenger RNA, 673 nt
Organism: Eriocheir sinensis (Chinese mitten crab)
Lineage: Eukaryota; Metazoa; Arthropoda; Malacostraca; Decapoda; Varunidae
Product: endoplasmic reticulum transmembrane helix translocase-like
Exons: 5
Coding region: 101-625 (174 amino acids)
Biological process (GO): intracellular calcium ion homeostasis
Cellular component (GO): endoplasmic reticulum membrane
Molecular function (GO): P-type ion transporter activity
Source: RefSeq, a predicted model, not a curated record
CAACUACGCCAGAGGACUUCAAGAUGGCGGCCUGUCAGUUGUCAACAAAGUGUGCCACAUCAUCAAGCAGGGCCGCUGUACGCUGGUGACCACACUGCAAAUGUUCAAGAUCCUGGCCCUAAACGCACUCAUCCUAGCCUAUUCUCAAAGCGUGCUGUACUUGGAUGGCAUCAAGUUCAGCGACUACCAGGCUACACUACAGGGACUCCUACAGGCCGCCUGCUUCCUCUUCAUCUCAAGGUCAAAGCCGCUGCCGGAGUUAAGCGCUCACCGACCUCUACCAAAUAUCUUCAAUAUCUAUACGGUUGCGACGGUGCUUCUACAGUUUGGUUGCCACUUUACCGCCCUGCUCUACCUGGUCAACCAAGCCAACCACCUGGACAACCACACUGCUAUAGGGGGGGCGGCGGUGGACCUGGAGAAGCAGUUUGAACCUUCUCUCCUUAACUCCACUGUGUACAUAAUCUCGCUGGCUCUCCAAGUAUCAACCUUCGCGAUCAACUACAGGUUCCGGGUGACCCUCAUACAAGUUCUGUGCCUGGACUUCGCGCUGUCGUUCGUCAUAGAUAGAGUCUGCCUAGCACUCUUUGGGGAGGGCAAGUUGGCACCCUCCCUGCGGCACUGAGAGAGAGAGAGAGAGAGAGAGAGAGAGAGAGAGAGAGAGAGAGAGAGA